AUGGACUCUUUCCUGCUUUGGCUGCUUCGCGCUAACGCUGCACUUUGCCUAGCUGCGUUGGAGCCUCGUGACGAGUCGGGCACGGAUGCUGACACGAAUAGCCUCAAACGUUCCGCGCUGCUGGCCUUCCGUGGGCACAAAGACUCCUGUUGUGUGUCCGCCUUGCAAGGGGAGAGUCAGGACUUUUUCCAGACCGCCUGGGACCGUCAUAUUUCUCACUUGCGUGAGGCCACCCGAGCCUCUGUCCUGGCCUCGAUUGUCGAUAUCGGAGGCAGCGGUAACUCCUCGGCCACACGUCCCAACUCGCGCUCCACCACGUCUCCCGUUGUAGUGGCGCCCCACUCGGUGGCAGACGGAAUCGUCUUUAAUAAUUCCUCCUGCGAGUCCUAUCCCGCCUCCCCUGCCAGAAAUUCGCUCAAAAACCAAAACGAUAGCCUCACGAGAGCCGAGGUGACGUCUCCUCGACUUCCUCUUCGUUUUUCAAUGCCAGCCAAAUACAGUCAAGCUCCAGCAAUUCUGCGAGUAGACUCAACUACUGAAAAGAAAGCUGAGGAGGAGGUGUCAGAUCACAGCGGGUUAAGUAAAACUAGCACGAUCACGAAGGCGUGA
Messenger RNA from Hydatigera taeniaeformis, 609 nucleotides. The record is from the annotation of a GenBank genome assembly. Lineage: Eukaryota; Metazoa; Platyhelminthes; Cestoda; Cyclophyllidea; Taeniidae.